GAGCUGACAGACUACGACUGCCGACACCUUAGCCCCAGCUGGCCCAGGAAACUGCUGCGGUAGCAGGUGGCGGCGGCAGGAGGGCGCGGCUGCCCCGAGCGCCCGCCAGGCUCCUGCCCUGAGAAGAUGGCCUACUAUGGAAAAUGCAUUGAAACUGUGAUCGAGCAACUCGACAAAUUUACACCCAAGAGGGAUAACCCCGAGCAGUUCCUGGAGGCUGCGGCCACCUCCCUGCAGGCUCUGAGCCCCCAGAAGCAGGGCUUUGUUUUGGAGGUGCUGUCUGGGUGCCUCGAGUACCGGAAGCUGCUGACCAUUGUGGUGGAUGCCUUCUACGUGGAGGAUGGCCGACUCUGCCUGCGGGCUGACCACAGCCGCUUCGAGGUGAUCUGCUACCUAGCCACAUUCCUGCUGGAGGAACUCGGCUUCCAGCUGUUCUGUAACAUCAUCAAGUCCCAGCCCGUGGAUAAGAUGUGCAAGUUCCUCAGGUUCUUCUUCAACCCCCUGCACCUGUGCUCAUGGAUCAAGGAUGAGUGGAGCCUCAUCUACGAGCCGGCCCACGUGAAGGAGAACUGGAUCGACCCCCUGAUGAAAUGGCAGCCAGAGGUCCAGGAGCUGAUCAACCACCUGGAGGGUGUGUCUGCCAGUCAAUCCUCUCCUUUAAAGACCAAGGCCAAGGUCACAGAGCCCAAGGAAUUCAACCUGACUGCCCCCAGGCCCCGCACCAUUCCAGCGCCCGAACCAGUCCCAGUCAUGGCCAAGCCAAGACCAGUCCCCCAGAGCACCUACCAGCCACCCAAGGAGCAGCAGCAGCUGGAGACGGUCAAGAGGUACAACCGCCGAAAGGCCGAGGAGCUGCUGCUGAGGGCAAACAUUGAGGAACUGCGCUGCGCCAUGCCCAGGUCCUGCAGGGAGCCAGUGCAGGGCUCCAAGCAGCAGCUGCAGCUUCAAUUCCCACCCCGAAUCCGAAAGACUCCGAAGCUGACCUUCUAUAGGCCCAACAACGUCCUGGUCAAGCUGAACACCACAGCCAUCCUGCGAGAAGGGGCCUUGUACCAGCGGCAGGUGGAGCAGGAGCUGCAGAGGGUUGAUAAGCUCGUGGACGGGGCUGGGGACUUCUCUGAGUUCUUCGAGUGGCAGAAGAAGAUGCAGGCGAAGGACCGGGAGGAGCAGCUGGCUGCAAGCGAGUGCCGGCGGUUGCAAGGGAAGCUUAGCCAUGAGGAGGCCAUCCUGGCCCGGCAGAGCCUGAUGCAAGAGAACAAGCAGAGAGUGGAGCAGCAGAAGGAGCAGAUGGCCAAGCUGAUGCUGCAGCGCGCAGAGAGACGGCUCCAGGAGGACAGGUCCAGGAAGGAGCUGGUGGAGCAGGUGAUAGAGGGGCAGAAGAACGCCAAGGCGGCCCAGACGAAGCUCGUGAAGGGCCGACAGCAGACAGUUCAGGAGGCGAUCGAGGAGAGUAGGGGGCUGCUGCAGCGCAGGGCGCAGGCGGCCCAGGAGGAGCACCAGCGCCGUCGUGAACUCAUCUCCCAGCUGCGCGCACUCGAGACGCAGCCCACGCGCAAGGGCAAGCUCGUGGACCUGACCCAGAUCCCUGGCUACGGCCUGGAAGGAGAGAUGUCCGUAGUGGAGCUGCGAGAGCGGCUGGCCCUGCUCAAAGAGAAUCAGCGGCGCAAGGAGGAAGAAAAGCGGGAUCAAAUCAUUCAGGGCAAGCGCAUGAAGAGCCAGGAACUGCAGAACACGGUGGAGCAGAUCUCGCUGUGCCGUGCAGCCAUGGGGAGAUCCACAGCCUUGAGGUGCGAGGAGAAGAAGGCCCUUGCGGCGGCCCCGGCGGCGCCCUCGCAGGACGACCGCGUGCAGCAGCUGCGGCGCAGGAUCUCGGAGAGGGCGGCCGAGCGCAGCAGGCAGGCGGCCUUGCUGCACGUGUCGGUGCCGCGGGCCGCGCGCCCCAAGCCCCGGGCGCAGCUAGAGGCGCAGCACUGGCUGGAGCUGGAGCGGAGCCGCGAGCGCAGGCUGCAGGCGCUGCAGCAGGGAGGCUCAGGACCCGGGCCCGCGCGCCGCCUGGAGGCCGCCUGAGCCGGGCCGAGGGCGCCCCACCCGCUUGCGGGCCACCCCCCACACCCACCGCCCCCAAUAAAGCGUGGCGGCCCGCGGUGCGCGCCUCCUCUUCCUUGGCCGGGACCCCCUCGGCCCUGGCCCCCGUGCCUCCGCACCCCGACCGCACCCCUCUCCCUCCCUAGUCCCCGUCUGCCCAGAAAAGGAUUGCCGGAUAAAAGGCAGGACGCCCAGUUACUGCGUGGGGACAAACUCAGGCUAAAAAUGUAUCCUCUCCUUAUCGGGAAUUCAACUUAACUGGGCAUCCUGCAUUUUUAUAAGCGAAAUCUGGCCACCCCGGCCCAGGUCCUAGCACUUCCCUACAGCCUAGCAUAAGGCAUUCCUGGUGCGCACCCCUUCGAAACUCCCAGAACCCCUUCAGAUGUGGAAAUUUGGAACCCCCACCCUUUGCCGGCAUCCAGGUGGCUUCACCUAGGGAACCCCCAAGACUGAGUGGCGACUGUGAGUGUGCGUUUGGCUGGGGAAGUGGCCAGGAUUCUUGAGCGCCAACAUUGCACUGGCCCUGCACGCGCCUCCACCAUCCUCACUGCGGUCCAGGGACGUAGGAACUGGCCUGCCCCUGUUCUGCUGAUGAAGUCACAGGUGCUCAAAGAGGCGAUGUGACCUGCCUAGAGGGCCAAAACCCAGAGCUGCGCCUGGGUGACUUUAGAGCACCCCCUCCUCCCCUUUCUCUAGCAUCAGAAGCAGCCUGGAUCCAACAAGAUCAGGGCCAAUGGAGGCAGGACUUCACCCAGGGCAGGGACCAAGAUGGAUUGGUUCUGCAGUGUCCCAGGACUCCGUGGGCUAGAGAAGGCUCCACCUUGAGGACAGGCUUGCUGAGUGAAUGCCUGCUGGUGACAGCCUCAAGAAGAAAGUACAUUAAGCCACCUUCUUCCCAGGAAAGAGAGAAAAGCGUCAAGUCCGUGGGUUGGUGAACAGAGCAGUAAGGGGUUGGGGAGUGGAAACUGACAGAUAAGAUAGAUGUCCAGGGGAGAUAUAUUUCCGUCCCCAACUCCCAAUAUCCUCCUUGGGCCUGCAGAGGAGAUGGCGCCUCAGAUGAGGAGGCUGAGUCCCAGGGUACACUCAGACCAGGAAGGCAGGCAUCUCAGCAGUGACAAGAACAGGCUAAAGGACCAGAGCCCUACUCCAAUAUUCUGAGUUUGUGAGAACCCCAGGAUUUUACCACCCAGGUGGGUAAGGAGAAGAAUUUCCACAUCUCUGUAGAAUUACAGCUGGGAGCAGAUUCCAUUUCAUUUAAAGAAACAAACAUUGGCCAGGCAAGGGGGCUCAAACCUGAAUCCCAGCAUUUUGGGAGGCUGAGGCAGGUGGAUCACCUGAGGUCAGGAGUUUAAGACCAGCCUGGCCAA
Messenger RNA from Nomascus leucogenys (northern white-cheeked gibbon), 3452 nucleotides. RefSeq names its product cilia and flagella associated protein 99 (gene CFAP99). NCBI's taxonomy places the organism in Eukaryota, Metazoa, Chordata, Mammalia, Primates, Hylobatidae. The record is from RefSeq and is a predicted model, not a curated record.